AUGACUCAAGGCAUUCCAGUCACACCAUUUAUACCAUUAAUUAAUGGUGUAAAACAGACGAAAAUGUAUGUAAAACAAGAUCGUCAAAUGGCAGAAUUUAUUGAUAUGAUGAAUAAAUAUGGAAAAAUUUAUUUUACAUAUUUUUCACUUUUUCCUCGUUUAUUUAUAUACGAUGCUGAUUAUUACCAAUGUCUAUUUAAAACAAAUAAUUCAUGUUUAACUCGUGUUCGAUUAUCUAAAUACAUAUUAAGUCCCUUAGUAGACUCUAAUACGAUAUUAGUAGUAAAUGAUCCAUUGCAUAGUAAAAAUAGAAAACUUAUUGCACCACUAUUUCAUUCUGUUAAUUUACAUUCCAUGAUUUCUCUUAUAGUUAAACAGACUGAUAUGUUAUUAAACGAGUGGAAUAAUAAAAUAAAUAGCUCAAUAUCAGAUACUAAAUUUACCAUCAAAGAAAUACAUAAACAGUUUGCUCAAUUAAUAUUAUGUAUUAUUGUAAAUUGUGCAUUUGGAAAAAGUUUACAAUUCACCAAAUGCUUCAAUGACUAUGUAUAA
Messenger RNA from Didymodactylos carnosus, 552 nucleotides. Lineage: Eukaryota; Metazoa; Rotifera; Eurotatoria; Philodinida; Philodinidae. The record is from the annotation of a GenBank genome assembly.